AACGUACUGCCAACCUAGCAGACUGCUUAUCAUAACCUUAAAUUUUGACGUAUAUGCAAUGGCGUUUAGUUCGUGAUGAGUGUAUCAAGAUUCUUUGCUGGUUUUUCGUUACAGGUUUUUAAGAAGUUUAUUUUUCCAAAUUUUAUUUUCGUCUUAUAUUGAAGUUUCAAGUUUGCUGUUGGAUUUUAAUGAGGAUGUUGAACUGUAACAUAAAAAACAUCUCAUGAACGAGAUAUGAUGCUAUUGCUUUGACGUUUAUCACUCAAUACUGUAAUGGCUGCAAUGGAAACUGUGGAAGGUUUGCAGCCAACAAUCAAUCUCCUCAAUGAGAAUUUAUUCGAGUUACGCUGUUUGCUUAGAGCUGGUGAGAUCCGUUACAGUGCACAUUGUGAAAUUGGUAGAAAACAACUCUUGGCAUUCACGACGGGAAACGCUGAUCUUGUACUUCACUAUCAAAGAGAUGUCAAUUGUGCGCCCAUAAUCAAAAGGGUACCUUGGUUUCAAGGAUUCCAUAAACGUAUUUCUGCUCUUUGUUUUGAUCCAUCUGGAACAUGGCUUCUCACUGCAAGCAUUGAUGGCUCUUUAUACAUUGUGCCUGCCUUAGCAUUGGUUGAUGAAAAUUUAAGCAUAGAUCAUAGAUGGGCAACAAAUGACAUAACAUCAUUUUCAUCGCUAAAUACUCAGUCUUCAUAUGCUAGGCCUAGCGCGUUAGCGUGGUGGCAGGGAGUGGUUGAAUCUAGCCAUGUUGGUAUAAUAGGAACUGAACAUGGCGAAAUUGUGCUUGUGAAUUUAGAAAGUGGUCGCCAAGUUGGCUUGACAAAUGUUAAAGGAAAUGUCUCAAGUCUACACAUUUGCCAAGAUAAUAGUCUUGACGUCGUCUCUCUUCUUAUUACAAGUCAAAUACACCAGCAAUGGAGACUAAUUCUGGAACAGCGUACAAAUGGCUAUGUUUUUCCUUUGGAUAGUGGCAAAUCUUUCCAUCGUUCUAAUCCUCUCUUGUAUUCAACUGGAGCAUUAAAUGAUGAGGCAAAAAACUUUCCCACUACUAGGUCUCGGCUUCAAGGCUUGAAACAACUGUCCGUUGAAAAACUAGCCAUACUGAAGCAAAAACUGGCUGAGACAAGAAGUCGCAGUCUGACUGGACCAUCUGACAGACGAGAUAGUAGCAGUAGCGGAGGAACUGAUGAUACAAUAAUAGUUGGCUUGAGCAGACAUACUUCCGAACGAAGAGUAGAUUCACUCAAUCCGGAAUUAGUACCACGUGAUAUGUUUCUCACACCACAAUACACUCGACAAGGGCAACAUUUAUUUACUGGCUAUCAUUCUCUGACUAAUCAUCUAACAAUUCACGAAACCGAUGCCUCUGUGGUGCCUCUGUAUGUGCAUAAGAUGCCACCUUUUUGUCAUGACAUUUUGCUUACACAACGUCUAUUUUAUGUCACUGACGUCCAUCAGAAAUCUCUCUCUAUUAUAUCUUGCCCACUGUCUGAGACACGCAUUGGUGGGGAUACUGAGUUUAAUUCUGAGGCAGUGAUUGGACGAUUUUCAUUCACAAAGAAUAAUGAAGUUAUAGAUAAAGUAUAUAGAGUAACAGAUUUUAUAGUACCACAAUCAAAGGAUGCCACUGGAAAUGUUGAGUCUUAUCAUGGUCUGCCAAAAAAAGUGGAGGAUCUCAAACUUGAUAUUCCUUUAGUGGACACUUGUAUAAUAGUGACCAAUUUUGCUGCAUAUAAAGUUAUGAUUAGAAGACCUCUGCUCUCAGUUUUCAUGGAUCUUGUAUUGAAAUACAAGGAAUUAGAGAAAGCCGAAAGAUUAGCCUUAGUUUUUGGGUUAAACCUACAACAUCUACUGGAAAAUGCUGGAGACAUACUUCUGUCGAACAAAGAAUUCCCGCAAGCUAUCGUUCUUUAUAAAUUGUCAAGAUGUCGAUUGUUGAAAAGUGUUUUAAAGUUUGCUUCGGCUGGGCACACAUCAGAAUUGCUCAGCUAUGUUACCGCUUGUUUAACACCGCCAUCAGUUACAGAGUUAUCAAUUGCAACAAGAAUACAUUUGUCAAAUUUGAGUGUAAUGGCGUUUACUGAACUAACUCUUCGUGCUUCCACGCAACAAUUUAAUCAAGUUCACAAACAAUUUUCAAACUUUUUAUCAUCAAAUACUUUUUAUGAUGAGGUGCUGGCAGUUAAUGUUGCUGGGCAAACUGGUCUUUGGGAAGUUUUACAACAGCUAGCUACUCAAAGAGGACUUUAUGCUCAGGUUCUUGACGUUCUAAUGAAGGUUGUACGUUCGCUGAACACAAAUAGCUCUCAGCUUUCACCUCAUCAACUUGAUUCUGGCUUACUCAUGUGCCUAAGCGAAUCAGGCCUAAUUCAAGCAAUGUUGGUGUUUCCAAACUUGGCAAAACACCAUUCAGCUUUUGUACUAGCCAAUCUUCCUAGAUUACAAUUGUUUGCUCUCCAGAGACUGACAGCAUUAUAUGAUCCCACAAACCCAGUACUUCGACCUCUAUUGAUUCGAUGCCGAGCUCGACAUCGUACUACGUCGCAUAGCUCUCAGUCUAGUCAAUUUGAUUCUUUAGAUCUAUCUGAGACCGCAGAUGAAACUGGUACCCCAGUUGAGGAGAUAGUAGAAACCUUCCUUCUUAUUUUGUUGACCCUCAUCCACAAAAGAACUCCAAACUUAAAUUAUGAACCAGAAUUGAUGCAACGGAUACAAGUGCCUAAUACAGAAAAGGAUUUUGAAGAAAUAAACUCAAAUGCAGACUUUAAGAGGAGAGCCUUGAGCGCUGGAUUGUCGCAUGUGGCCCUCAUUAGAAACAAUAACGUGUAUACCUGGGGUAAUGCCUUACAAGGAUGUCUAGGAACUGGUCCAACGAUGUCUAGAUACGGAUCUCCUCAGGUACUACCCACUUUUCAAAACUUCAACGUGGAAGUACUUAGUGUUUCAUGUGGACAGUGUCAUUCGUUAGCUGUGACCAACAAUGGAAUAUAUGCUUGGGGUGCUAGUCAAUAUGGUCAACUUGGACUGGGGCAAAAGUUGCAAUGUCCAACUCCUGAAUUGAUAAUAUGUCUGGCACAAGAGAUUAUUGUCGAUGCUGUGGCUGGUCAGUAUCAUUCUGUGGCAUUGACCAAGGAUGGUAGAGUUUUUACAUGGGGCUGGGGGGUUCACGGUCAAUUAGGACAUGGCAAUACAAAUCAAAGAAGCAUUCCAACAUUGGUCACCUUCUUGUUGGGCACUAUUGUACGGCAGAUAAGUGCUGGUCAUGCCCAUACAUUGGUACUCACUGCUGAAGGUGAUGUGUACUCGUUUGGAAGUAACGUGUUUGGCCAGCUAGGGAAUGGAACUAACAUCAAAUCAUCAUUACCUGUUAAAGUCAUAUUGUUGCCAGAAAAAGUUGCUUUGAUAACUACUGGAUAUUUUCACAGUUUGGCGGUCACUGUGACAAAUAAGUUGUACACAUGGGGAGCAAGUCCUCAAGUUUUACGUUUACAAGCACAAGCACAAAAAAAAGCUAGGGUACUUCAGCAACAAAUUGCUUUAGAAAAAAUUACGAAAGAUUCUGAAUCAACAGACAAGUAUGAUGAAAUCGCACAAGAUAAUAACACAACAGUACAAUUUGAGAAAAAAGAUGCACAAGUCGAUGACAUACAAAGUACAAAUAGUGUAUCCAAUAAUGGUCCGUUACACGCAAGGCAAACUACUACUAAUGUAAAAUUGCCGAAGAGUCCGAGUUUUCGAGGUAUAAAUGUUGGGAUGAUCGAAGAAGCACAAACUCAUCUGCAACCUUCAUUAGUUGAUACAAGCUUAGUACAUGGACAAAUAAUACAGAUUUCAACAGGAUGUCAUCAUUCGAGUCUCCUGACAAAAGAUGGAUCGGUAUAUACUUGGGGACGUAACUUAGAUGGCCAGAUAGGCAAUGGUAGUCGCCGUGAAGUUACAAUUCCUACUCCUCUGAGUUACAAUCCUGCUUCUUCAUUGGCGAAGGUGCCACCUCGCAACAAUGGUUACCGAUCAAACGAAAAAAGAUAUAGCCUAGGUACAGAUAAUGAAACCAUCAAGGGUGGGGAAAAUCAAAGUGAUGGUAAAUCGGGUUACGUGUUAACUAAUGGCAAUGAAGAUAUCAAGCGAGAUGGUAGCAAUCGAGCAAUCAAAGCAGUUAGUCUCUGUUGUGGUUGCGACUACACAGUAGCCAUGCAGCCAGGGGGAACUGUUCUUGCAUGGGGUAGUAACAAUAUGGCGCAGUUGGGUCGCCCUCCAGUAGAGGAUACACGAGGCGUCGAGGGAAAAUUAGUUUUGCUCAAAUCUUCUAGACGGGUCGUACGUUUGCCACAUGCCGCUCACUCGGCCCUAGACACCCCUAGUCAAGUUCCUAAUAUUCCUACUCCUGUGAUUUCGUAUCGAAGUUACGACGUAACUCCGUUAGCUGGACUGGUUGAACCUCUGAGUGUUGUGGAAAAGUCCUUGGGAGAAACCACAUUACACUAUAUAUUGGAACGGCUUAACGGAUUAUAUGACAGUGCCAAGAUAUUGGAUAAGUGUAUACAAUUAGGUAAUUAUCAAGCCGCAUCGAAAAUUUGUCUUCUGGAACGUAAUUUUACAGAUGCUCUUGCGUAUCAGUUUAAAAUAUUGAAUACUUCACAGCUGCAAUUGCAUAAAUUUUCACAUACAUGUGAUCAGAACCUACCUCAAACUGAAUUUGUUGGUCAUUUAAAUGAUAAUUCAGACAAAACAGAGAAUUUGAAGACGUUUGUCGCACAGGCCAAACAGAUUAAAGAAAAUACUGAAUUGUUCGAUAAACAUAUGGAACAGAAUUUGGUCGAUACCUUAGAAGAAUCCGAAGAGAAAAAUAGGCUGAAAAUGUCAGCAAGCCGAUCUCUAGACAGUUUCCAGUCGUUAGAACAAGAAUUACACACGUUUGAUUGUCAAGGAGGUUCUGAGGAAUUGUGUGAGGACUCUAAAAGCGAGGAUAUUUCAUUGGAUAUUACAGAAGAUACUCUCGAUAAUGUUGACGAUGGGCAGGGACGAAAUAAUUUUAUAGAAAAUGACUGUGUAAUUGUCAAAAAUGGCGAUCAAGUAGUGGAAAAUGUUUUACCUAAUUCAGUACCAGAAAUGAACGAAGAAUUGGAUUCUGAUGUGAAAAAUUUUAAUUAUUCAACAGAUAUGCAUUGUCCCAGUAUAUCCAACAAUGUUUAUUCAUCGGCUCAGCAAAAAUUGGAUUUCGCGAAUAGAAAUGAGCUUGAUGGUGAUGUAAAAGGUAACCAGGAGAAUGCUGUAGUUUCUGAAGCUACAAGCAUUGUCGAAUUUUAUGUCAGUGAAAUUGAGGAUGAAUCUCAUGCUAUGAUGCGAGAAGUUCUACAGAUCGCUAUCGAAUUUUGGAUCGAACACAAUCUUCCGAUUGAAAAUUUGGAAAAUAUAUUACUUCAACAUAUGAGUAAAUUCUUCUACCCGUUGGGACUGCUAUUGUUUUGUCAGCAAAAUAAGGAUGAGAAAAAUGAUGAAAAUCAAGAACAUAUUGAAACCAACAGUUUGGCCAUGAUGAAUUCCUUGUCAACGAAAUUCUGUCUUCAAGUCUGUUCCACUCUCUUGAGACACAUAGAUCAAGGCAGGCCAACACCGGAAUAUAUUGAACUUCUAGCACAGCUUUCGGCGAAACAUUACGGCCCUCCUAUUACUGGAUAUCCAGGUUCGAAUGGCAACCGCACUCCAGAGCAGAUGCUUGAUGGUGUUAUCAGUACAAUAUCUUCUGAAGAAUGUGAUUCCCGGCCAUUUAUUCACAUUAAGGCAAGAAAUGAUAAUGCUCCAGAUGAUGUUUCUAGUCUUCUUGCAACUGAAGAAGAUAUGAUGAUAUUUACUUGUGGUCAUCAUUUUCCUCUGUCCACGUACCUAUCAGAAAUUCUUCCUAGGAUGGAAGCGGAACUUUUGAUGAUGAAAACUUCUCCGCUUCCAAAUACAGUACAACUUUUGAGCGAUCUCCUUCAUCAACCAGGUAAAGUACAGACAGUCUGUCCGGUGUGUAUUCCACCUGCACUAGAAAACGUAGUCAAAAUUAUACCAAAAGGCUAGGUAUGUAUUUCAUCCCGGUAACGAUCUCACUGAAUUCAAAAUGACGUCGAAAAAACUUGGUGUCUUUCUCUUUGAUGAAAUAUAUGAUUUGCUGCAAGAGCUAAUGAGCAUUGUUCAUGAAAUUCGAAACAAAAAGUGAUGUGAUACUAUAUUGGUUAUAGUUAAAUAUAGAAUAUUAGGAAAAUUUAUUCAGAAUUACAAAGAUGUAUCACUUUUUAAUAUCAACUUACUAGAUAUAAUAAUUGCAGUAGUCGAAUUUAUAAGUUCAAUUGGAUAUGUGUUUCACAAUGCCAUACUACAUCUAUUGAUGUGGAAUAUUGGAUGUCAUAAAUGUCCAUUCACCAAAAGACAUGCUAUCUUAAUACUUUGAAUAGAAAAGUUGACUAAUUUGUGACAGUUUUCCAUAUGACUCAUUCACACAUUUAAAAGAACAUGAUUAUUUUAAUUGAGUGAAGGAAAUAUACAUAUAUUGUUAUCGGUAACACUUAUUUUUCCUUAAAUUUUGAGGAUACAAGGAUAUUUUUUAAGUCUCAUAAUUAUAAAAAAUGCAAGAAAUUUUUAUUGUCGUGCAAUGGCAAAAGCUAUUUUCUGAUGUUUGAAUUGAAUUCCUGUAAAUAUGCAUUAAAAGAUAAAAAUUAGAUCGAAUAAAAGAGAAAAAUGAAAGAAAAUAAUCGAACGUUAUAUGCUACAGAUUAAGACAAAGUUGUCACUGUAAUACUGUACUUUUCUAUUCACCAUUUAACUAUUGUCGAGUAUGGUGCACAUGUGAUCAGAAUUUAUCAACACGAUACUAUCUCAUGUACCCGUGAAAGUAACUACGAUGUUCUCAGCUGAAAAAAUUGAUUGCGAAUAAUGACUGUAAUUAUAAAUUAGAAACAGAAUACUCGAAAUUUGCCAGAUAGUUGGUACUCUGGACAAUUGAAAAGAAUGAUCAACGCUUAGGUCUAAAAUAGGUUAUUAAAAAUUAUAGCUAUUUAUUAGGAAGUUGUCGUGUAAUUAAUUCUAGAUUGUUUGAUUUCAAAGUUAUCACCUAUAAUAUUUAGUUUUUCAAAUAUAAAAAUAUUUAAUGAAAAUUAUAUAUAUGUAUAUGGUAGGAAAGUUCAGGGUCUGUACUUAGAUCUUCCAUUAUUACACUGAAAAUUUUUGUGCAUAUAUAGCAUAGGGGAAUGAACAUUAAAUUAUUCACAUACCUAUAUUGGAUGGUAGUAAAAGUACAAUGAAAAUAUAGAGCUCAAAUCUAAUCAAAUGUAAGUUUUAUCUGUUUUGAAACAGAAAACGGUAUUCAAAAUCACUCUCAAAAAGUGAAAACAAGAAUAAAGUAGCAAUUGUAAUAUAUAAUAAAGUAGUCGAAAUAUUUGAAACAGCCAAAGUUCUGAGCUCUGAAUUAUUAUGUUACAUGCGCAAAAUUCAAGCUUCUAUACAAAAUCUAAUAUUAAAUUCUCUGUAAUAUUGGAGUACGCUUUGUUUCCUCUCAACUGCUCAAACUCACAAAGUAGUAUGUAGAGCUGUGACAAAACUGUCCAGUGUGUGAUUAUUGAUGUAUAUAUUAUACAUGUAUGUAUUGAUGCACCUUGCAUACCUAUGUAGAUAACAUUCUAUUACCCUAUGCUACGUAUCCAAAAGUGAUAGCUUUUCAGUUAUAGAGUUGACUUUAUAAUGUUAUUAAAUUUGAAUAAGCCUUUAUCAUUGUAUCGGCGUACUAGUCAUUUGUGUUAAUCCACAGUUUAGAAAGAUUUCUUAGUCCGAUUACAGUAGAUCUGGUUAUGGGUCAGUAGAGUUUUGGUGGAUCGUGAUGUUGAUAAGCACCCGUAAAUAUACAAUAUUAUUCGAUCAGUUGUUUCGCUGAUAUUGUUUGUUAAAUUUAACACCUUCGGUUGGAAAUCAAUGGUUCGCUUUCUUGAUAAAAGUUUCACCUAUGAUUUCUGUAAAAUAGAGUCAUGAUGAAACUAUUAUUACCUCGAAUUCGCUCAAAUAAAAAAUACAUCUGAUGCCACUGCUUCUGGUAUAAUGGGCGGAAAUUUUGAUAACUUCGAUAAAUUAAGAUCUCAGAAAUAUAAUAAUCUAGUAGAUCUGCUCAUCUACGGUUUAACGAAACUUUCACGCCGUUGGGAAUAUCUUCGCUCACACAUUAAAUUUCUUCUACUACUAAGAAUGUUCAUUGUUCUACAAUAAAAUAUCUUAGUCACUGAUCUCUAUUGACUUUGUAUGCAAAAUUGAUUUAUUCUAAAAUUUAUUAUAGCGAAGAUAUUUUUUCAGCAAUUUAUGAUUUGCCGUUAUUCAUCAUUCUCUGAAUUUGUUAUAAACUGUAGCAAGUAGCGGGGUGAGUUAAAAAAUGCCGCCCAUUUGAAACGAAAACUGAUUGACGUGUAUUUAGGAAUGUUGCUUUUGAGAUACGCAAUUGGAAUUGGUUUUGUCAAAAAAGUUAGCGUAUGCAAUAUCGUUAACAGAAAUAUGGAAAGUAACACAAUGCCGGUUCACGAUAAAAAAAAGGAGGAGCAAGUAUUAGAAAAGGAAAUACAAUUAAAGGAACACUUUGGAUGAUGUCCUUAUGACACUUCAAAAUUUACUCACAAGUUUCUAUCCUGUAUCUAUUUUUAAUUUAUAAUUGAAGAAAUAUUAGUAAAUAUUUAUUAAAAAUAAACGAACGAAAAAAAAAAA
Molecule: messenger RNA, 8718 nt
Organism: Athalia rosae (coleseed sawfly)
Lineage: Eukaryota; Metazoa; Arthropoda; Insecta; Hymenoptera; Athaliidae
Gene: ca
Exons: 20
Coding region: 274-6060 (1928 amino acids)
Biological process (GO): negative regulation of protein secretion
Cellular component (GO): cytoplasm; nucleus
Molecular function (GO): protein binding; guanyl-nucleotide exchange factor activity
Source: RefSeq, a predicted model, not a curated record